CCAAUAAGAAUGAGGAAUCUACUCUACACUGUAAACAAGGAACGUUGACUAGUCGCUGCUUAAUCCAUCACGUUCCACAAGAAAACUCAGAUUUCAAAACCAAUCAAAAGACCAAAGUUUUGAUUUUUAUUUUUCCCUUCGUAUACUACUAAUCUUCAAUGCGGUUCCUUAAUCCAAUUCGAUCAAUUUACAUCGUGGAGUUCUAGAAGUUUUGAAAUUUGAAAAGGGUUUAGCUUUCUUCUGAUCACUUGAUCGAUUAUAAAUCGACUAUUGAUUUUUGUUCUCAGUUUUCAUUUCACAAUUGGUGCUAUCUAUGGAAUUCUCAGUUCCUCUUUUCUGCUUCAAAGUUUGCUUCAUCUACUAAAUCGUUUUUCGCAUAUACCCCAAUUUGAAAACAUGAACUCCUCAUCAAGAUUUGUUUUCAGACCCGUAAAGCCGGAUAAAACUCAAGAAGUGUCCUCUUAGAGAGUCGCAGAGGCGAAAGAAAAUUUACAAAAUUCAUAAUGGUUCAGAAGCUUGAACUGAUCAAAGGUGGGGGAGGAUCGAUAAAAAUAGGAGCAACAGGAACAGUCGCAACUCUAAUGACACGAGAGCUAGACUCCAUGAAACAACCUUCGCCUCAGACUCCCACAACGAGACCUAUUAGAACAACAAUCCCUGUCUCAGUAGACUGUGGCACAUCUUCUUCAACUCCAAGAAGAACAAAACCAAGAAAAUCAUCAGACGAAGCUAGCAGCAGCAGCAAUGUUAACAAUGUUAGAACACCAAAGGGUCACAAUGCCAAAACCACCCAUCAGCUUUCAAUGCUUGGCUCUGAUAAUGUCAGAACACCAAAGGGUCACAAUACAAAAAGCACUCAUCCGCUUUCAAUGCUUGGCUCUGAUAAUGUUAGAACACCAAAGGGUCACCACAAUACCAAAAGCACUCAUCAGCUUCCAAUGCUUGGCUCUGAAAAUGUAUCGUUGCAAGGAACCCCGAGAAGAGAGAAGAGAAUGAACAUUGUGGAGAUUGUGGAUGUGAAAUGCGGGAAUCCAGAUCGAGCUUGGGCUAAUCCGAUAACUAGUAGACUCAAGAAGCUUGGAUUCUCUAAACUCAAUGAGAGCAUUGGUUAAGAGCUCUGCAAAACUUUGCCAUAUACUCUGUGACACAUCUGGUUUGUAAAUCGGGUAUGAACCGGUUUAAACCAAAUCACAAUGUAAUCUUUCUUUGUCAAACCAACAAUGUAAUUGUAAACGAAGCUACAUUGGUCAUUCACAUUCAUUUUGUUUUUGGCA
This is a messenger RNA of Arabidopsis lyrata subsp. lyrata, 1274 nucleotides long. RefSeq lists its product as uncharacterized. The record is from RefSeq and is a predicted model, not a curated record. The coding region runs from base 504 to 1112 and encodes 202 amino acids. The transcript has 3 exons. Lineage: Eukaryota; Viridiplantae; Streptophyta; Magnoliopsida; Brassicales; Brassicaceae.